UUUCUUUCUUAUGCGCCUCCGCUCUCUUGGCCACCUCGCUCUUCCCUCGGGCGGAAGCCAGCUUCUCGUUCCAAACCGCUUAUUGGCUCUCGGCUCCCACGGUCUCACCCACGCUCGCUUCUCGUUCCAAGGGUUUGGGGUUUGGAUUCGGCGGGGUGAGACGGUGGGUUGCCCGAUCUGAUUGACCUAGAGUUGGAGGCGGGAGGGCAUGUCCAACCCACCGGCGAGCCCCUCCGGCGACGGCGGGAGCCGCAUUAGCGGCAGACCCACGGCUGGCGGCAACAGGGAGGAGCGAGGCGCGUUCCUGCCAAUCGCUGACAUCAGGCGCAUCAUGAGGAAGGCCAUCCCGCCCAACGGGGAGAUCGACGAGGAGGCCGCGCAGGCGCUCGUCCCCGAGGCGAGGGGCGACGGAUGCAAGAGGGCGAAGCGGGAGGCCAUGGCCGGCGACGACCUGCUGCCCGAGAUGGCGAAGCAGGGGUUUCAGGCCUACCCGCACAAGAACAGAGUGGAGCUCCCUUGCACAAUGGAGGCGGGGCCAAACCCAUUGCCUGUAUCUGAUGUCAGGGAUUGGUCUGAGCUCCCACUCGAUGCGCUUUCUGCAAUCUUCAUGAAGCUUGGGACCAUUGAGAUCCUGAUGGGUGCCGGACUGGUGUGCCGCUCAUGGUUGGUGGCAGCCAAGUCCCCUGAGUUGUGGCGUUUCGUGGACAUGACCCGCCACAAGUUGGUUUUCUCCAAGGGGGGAAACGUCAUGUGCCAAAUGGCAAAGGUGGCUAUAGAUCGCUCUGAUGGACGGAUGGAAUCAUUCUGGGCUCAGAAGUUUGUCACUAGUGAACUCCUGAAUUACAUUGCAAGCAGAUGCAACUCAUUGAAGAGCAUUCGGCUCAUCGGCGCCUAUUACUUUUGGGAUGAUGAGGACGUAGUAAUUAAGCUUGCAGCUAAAUGUCCAAUGCUAGAAGAGAUAGAGUACUCUGGUCAGAAGCUGACAUGGGACUUUUUCAAGGGGAUUGGUGCAGCCCGCCCAACGCUGAAGCGUCUAAGAGUCUGUUUGCCAUGGUACGAUUCAGAUUCAAUAGAGCGUGAGAUCAGGAUGGAACAGCGGCAAAACGACGAGGAGGAAGAGGAGGAGGAGGAGGAGGAGGAGGAGCCUUAUGAGGCCUGGGAGGCGAGACACAAUGAGGAGGCCUUCGCCAUAGCAGAGAGCUUGCACGAGCUGCGGCUCCUUCAGAUGGCAGGCUACGGCCUGACUAAAGAAGGGGUGUACGCCAUCCUUGAAGGCUGCCCCCACCUCGAGUUCCUCGACCUUAGAGAAUGCGGCCACCUCCUAGUUGACGCUGAACUCAAAGCUCGCUGUGCCAAUAUCAAGCAUGUCCGGCUGCCAGGAGCGUGGCCUCACGCUCAUUGCCCAGAACUUGAUACCAUCAAGGAGGACGAAGGUGAAGUGAUCGAGAUGCCUAAUCUCUAUGAAAUAGAGGCUCAGGCUCUCCACAACGAGGCAGCGAUGGAAAACGAUGACUACGGCGAGAACUACUGGGAUGACUACUCGCUCCCCUCGUCCCCUGGCUCGCCUGCGCCGACCUACUCCAUGGAUGAUCCCAGAUACUACUGGGAGCUGUGACAGGUGCAGCUGUGUCAUGUUCAGUAGUCCAAAUCACUGUCUUGGUGUUUUGGAUCCUGAAGAGCGUGUGUGUAUCCCUGCAGGAGAGCUUUUGAUGUACAGACAAGCCAAGGGUGCUUUUGAACCAUCUGCCUUUAGUGUGCGUUUUACAGUUUGUGUAAAUGGUUGGACGGGCAGCUUGCAAGUAACAUACUACGCAGCUCUAUUCUCACGUUAAUUGCUUGAACCUUUACCUGAGCUUA
Molecule: messenger RNA, 1857 nt
Organism: Triticum aestivum (bread wheat)
Lineage: Eukaryota; Viridiplantae; Streptophyta; Magnoliopsida; Poales; Poaceae
Product: putative F-box/LRR-repeat protein 23
Exons: 4
Coding region: 209-1615 (468 amino acids)
Molecular function (GO): protein binding
Source: RefSeq, a predicted model, not a curated record